Molecule: messenger RNA, 7192 nt
Organism: Candoia aspera
Lineage: Eukaryota; Metazoa; Chordata; Lepidosauria; Squamata; Candoiidae
Gene: GPRIN3
Product: GPRIN family member 3
Exons: 2
Coding region: 304-2607 (767 amino acids)
Biological process (GO): neuron projection development
Cellular component (GO): plasma membrane
Source: RefSeq, a predicted model, not a curated record
GCGUCCGCAUAACCGGCGGGGCCGGGGUAGCGUCCGCUGGGUGGCUUCGCACCUGGCUGAAUGGUCCCCGUUUCCCACGAAGGGCUGCGGGGAAGGCGCUCGGAUGAGGAAUCUCUCCGCAAGGUCAACCGGCCAGAGGUCUGCGCUGCUACCGCGGCGGCGGCUGCAGCCGGUUCCUCCUGCCUGCUGCGAGAUUGAUGCAAAGAGAGUUGUCUGUAUUCUUUUAAUCAGAGCAUAUUUUAGAAAGAAUUCGUAACUGACACUGCAUGAAGUUGCCUGAAAUUUGAACCGUGUCACAUUUCCAUGGGGACCGUACAAGAUCCACUGAGAUCUACUAAGCUUUCAUUGGUCACGGCUGAAGAAUCUCCUAAACACCAGUGCAAGCAAGCAAGCAUAGAAAGCAAUAGUAAUGGAUAUCCUUUUACUGCCAAGGACCAGCCUUCUGGAGACCGCUUGUUUGAAAUGACCUCUGGCAGAGAAGCCAAUGUUCCAAAGAGUGAGUGGCAUUGUGAAUAUGACACCAAGAUUCCAAACAUGUUUUCUCCUGGAUCCUUCGGCUCUUCCAAAGAAGGCAGUGUAGCAGCUCCAGAACCAGUAAAUUAUGCUAAGCAGGAAGGCUCCAGAGCCAAAGUCCAAGCCCCAACACUUGAAGACCACACUUCAAUGCAUAGUGCAGUUAAAGUGUCUCCUAUCCAGGAGGCUAACAAAAAUACACAAAGUGGUGGUGGACAAUCUUAUAAUGUAAUUGGUAAGGCAACCACACUCUCUGGAGGAAACUGUGAUGUUGUGGAGAGCAAAUUCAAGGAUUAUUCUGUUCUUCCUUCUCCUCCUAUUUAUUCUGAUACCCAACAAGCAGCUCCUGCAGGGAAGGAAAACAUGGAUGAAAUUAUUAUCUCUAAAAACAAUCGAGUCUUGGCUUCAACAGAUAAGUUGGGCCUCAAUCUGAAAGCCCCCAUUUGUGUGGAAACAGAAUUGGAGGGUACAGAGAAUGCAAAUUUCUGUCCUGAGCCACAGACUUUACCCAAAUGCAACCUUGAGAGCACUCCAGAGCCUUCAUGUAGUUAUGAGCCUACAGCAAAGGUGGUACUAGAGCUCUCCAAAUUCAAAGACACAGGUACAAUGACAGUAAAGCCUGAAGACAGAUCUGUAGGUGUGAAGGCAAUAAGCAGAACUCAUCAAGACGCUGAGGUUCAGGCUGUAGCUAGUGUGGAAAGCAAGUCAGCUUCUACCAGUCCAAGUAUCUUGGCUGCAUUCUUAAGAGAGAACAUGUCUUCUGAGGGAAAGCAGGACCAAGAUCAGUUGCACAUUAUUUAUAUGGGAGCUAGAGGGAAAGAGCAAUCUGAAAUGAUUGAAGACUUUACAGCACCUGUCCAAACACCUCCAUCUAUAGGCAUCAUGCACAAGGUACAUGUUCAAGUACCAGCUACAAUAGAUAGGUUGCUGGGAAGUCCCACUGUCAAACUUCAGGGGAACCUCACAAACACAUAUGGUCCAAUCUGCCCAGCUUUGUUGGAUAAGGCAGAAGGGAUGUGUCCACUGGCAUCUGAUAAUUCUCAAGAAACUUUGGCCAAGAGGAUAGAUGUGCAAAUGACAGACAUGGUGAAAAAUCAUAGUGAUGUUCCACAGCAACUGUCAGACAGUUCAGUUUUGCAGAAAACAAGACCCAUUUACCAAAUUAGUGUCAGUUCUAGUAAUCAGCCUGUGUCUACCCAGCACCCUGCAAACCUUGAAAUUAAACUACCUCCAUGUUUUUCAAUCCCAGCAAUGGACAGCAAGUGUCAGCACUCUGAGCCCUCUUCGCUCCAAAAAAAUAAUCCUCCUUUGUGUCCUAGAACAUUUGAACAAACCAAGGCUGUAGUCACCACUGUGGAUGCUGAGGAGACCCAUCAGAAGGAACAACUGCAAACCAAGACUGUUGGUAAGUUUGAGACAGAUUUGCCUAGUUUCCCCAUUGACAUAAAUCCAAAGACAGAAGGAAAGGUCCAUCUCAAGUCUGAAGAACAGAAGAUGAAUAAGACAGGGUCUACUGUCAGCUGCCAAACAAUGAGUGCUCCAGUUGUAGCAGAAAGCAAGCAGGUCGUGGUUCCUGGGGAUACCAAGGCAGAAACUUUAGUCAAUCAGCAUCCAGCAUCUGAGUUGAGUAGAAGUUUGGCCCCAGCGGUAGGAGUCCAAAAUGAAGAAAUCCAGAAGGGUCCAGUGCUUGAUGUACCAGCUGCUCCUGCUUCUUCAAGUCCCACACCAAGCCUUGGUGAAAAGAAGAAAGAACCCAAGGCUGUCACUGCUGAGGCUAAAGUGCAUCUAAAGCAAUCCAAGCAUGUCAGGGAUGUUGUAUGGGAUGAACAGGGCAUGACCUGGGAGGUUUAUGGAGCAUCUCUAGAUCCAGAAUCAUUGGGAAUUGCUAUCCAGAACCACUUGCAGAGGCAGAUCAGAGAGCAUGAAAAACUGAUUAAGUCUCAAAGCUCCCAGGCCCGUAAAUCAAUUUCUUCAGAUACAUCUUCAAAUAAAAAACUGAAAGGGAGGCAUCACAAUGUUUUUCAUUCCAUGCUGCAGAAUUUUCGACGCCCGAAUUGCUGUGUUCGCCCUGCUGCUUCUUCUGUGUUGGACUGAAAAAAAAUCAGGAAUGAGGGUGGGAAAGUAACACAUCCAUUUGUGAGCAUUUGUGUACUUGUUCAAGGAACUCUAUAGGAGUUUGAGAUUCUAAUACAGUGAUGCAGGGUUGAGAAGAGAGGAAAUUAUGAUAGUAUAUUUUAUUCCCACUAGUUAACACAUCUUCAUCCAUCUAAUUUCUGCAAAUGGCAUAUGGAACAUUCAUGUUCAUGUACAAGCCCCCAGUCAGUUGCCAAAUAAAAUAUGAGUACAUAAAAUUGUGAAGGACAUUUUGGAACUGUCAGUAGCUUUAAGUAGAAAGAGAGGGAUGGUUUGGGAGUAUUUUUUAAAUCUAGGGAUAUGUGACUAGAUCUUAAAUAGACUUUUUUUUUCAUGAGAUAAAGUAGCAGAACAUUCCCAAGCUGAGGGGGGAAGGAGAGAAUGUUGGGUUGGGUUCAAGUGGAAAGUUUAAAAGGAGUGUUUUAUUAACUGUAAGAAAAGGUGUUUCCUUAACUGUAUAAACCCUUCGAAGUUGAGACUCAUCUAUACAUAAGAUACAGGACAUGGUGCCCAAACCCUUCCAGUUGAGUUUUUCUGUAGGCCAUUGGCAACCACUGGCAGCCUUGCCCCACAGAAGGUGCUUAGUCUCAGAUGAAAGGAACUUAAAGUCUCCAACUACCCACAGAGUUCAAAGCCAGGUUUUCUCUAAGAAUUUGGGACUUCUGUGUAUCCAUUCACAUGCUGAUUUUUCUUUUGUGCCUUGUAUUCACUCAUGUUUUCUUUCUCAGAGAAUGAAUACACACACACACUUCAUAUAAUACUAGAGAAAAUAGAGGGGAUGGAAAUCUAGAGUGAAUUGGAGAAAUUAAUAAUUGGUAGAACCUUUUACAGUCUCUUCAUGCGCAUAUUUGCAGCCUAUAUACAUUCCAUUUAUGUAUACAGAUGCUAAUGUAGAAAUAGCUGCUAUAACUGAAAGAGAAAUAUAAUACAGUUCAGCAGAAUGGAGAAAAGUUAUGAUCAUGUGUGACUUCGGAGAAUGCUCCAUUUACUGUCUGGAUUUUAACUGCAGAUGGAUAACUUCAACCCAUUCUAUGUUCUUCCUUCUUGUGUGUGUGUUUUUUUUAAUCUUUAAAUUGGAUUAACUAGGGAGUCCAUCAAGUAGAGAGUUGAUGUUAGCAUCCACAUUGCCAGUUUCAGUUCCCAGAAUGGCCAGGGGAUGCAUGUUUAUCAAGAUAAGAUGUGGAAAGGGACUCAGCUGCACUCAGUAGAGUAUACUCUUAUAAACAGGUUUUAACUCAAUUCUGAAAAUGUUUGCAGUCUUAUAGACACUGACUAUUAUCAAAAAAACCCAAUUCCCAAUCAUGCCUAGCUUCUACAAACAAGUAGCUGUACCCCACAAAGGGUUCAAUAGCUAUAGUUGUGUAACAGAGCUCUGGAGGUUAAGCUAAAAAAGAAAAAUACAGGGGAGAUUUUGAUCAUCGUGUCCAUAUCAUUGUCCAGACAUUACCUCACCACUUGAGAAAAGCAGAAUUUUUAAUCAUGGUAAUUCUAAUAACACUGUUCAGCGGAUACUGUGGUGGUUGUUUUUUCCAAGAUCAGAAGUUGCAAACUGAGACUCUGUAGCAGAGUCUGCUCAAGCAAAGUAGAAAGAUUUCAGGUGUAAAAUCCAUAAUUUCCAGUCAAAAGUCUGUCCAAUAAAAUUUUCAGGGUGAAACUACAAGCUGAGAGAAACUCAUGACUGCUGCCAAAAGUUUAAUUUCUGUGUUUGGAAUGUUAUCCUUUCCUUUGUAUUAUGACAUCAUUGUGAUAUCAUCCAUACUACAGUUCCAUGGCUUGUAAAAGUACAGAAAUGCGUAGCAUCAUGUCAGGGAGGUAGGCAUAGCAUUGUAAUGUCAAAUAUUAUUGUAUUAUAACUGUUACUGAACUGUAGAGAGUAAGAGAAGAUAAUCCCAGCCAAAAUUAUUUCCAAUUUGCUAGAAACCCUAUGUUUCUUACAAUAUGAAAUAUAAUUUCAUUAAUCCUCCAAGUCGAUUCCCUCCUCCCCAAUUAUGUAUCUUUGCUCAGAAGUUCAUUAACCAAAACAACUUGAAUAUCCAGUAUCACCUGCCCAGAAAAUUAUCUCUAAAAAAAUACAAAUAUAAUGGUAUGAUAAUACAAGUCCACUUGGAAUAUAUUUAGUAAAACAUGGAACAAAAUUCUGGAGGUUUCUCUGCAAAUUGAUUAAAGCUAAUGAAGUUCAUUUUUUAACCAUAGUUUAUUGUACAACUCAUGGUCAACAGUAUGUUGGAGCAAAUACAAGCAACAUUAUAGCUUCAUAUGAUGCAUAAUCUAGGCCAUUACAUUUAAAUGAGUUGAAUCCCUGAAAAGGCAGUGACAUUAAGGCAAUAUAAAUCUCAGGGAUUUUCAUGACUUUGGUGGUUGGUUCCACUGCCUAAUAGUUAUUAUGAAAGACUGUGCUUCUAAUCAGAGCUUUUUUAGAAAGAAAUGCAAUGCAAAUAGUAAUCAUCCAUUCUGCCAACGUUAACUAAUUCCAUAUUCCAUUGAUUUCCGUAGGAAGGUAAGCCUGUAUGUUACCCAUUUCUAUUGAAAUCAAAUGCUAAAAAUUGUUUCUUUGGACUGAACUGUACCAUAACAUGAAUGUGAAAACAUGUUUUCCUUUAUCUUCCUCCCUGUUAUGGAAAAAAAAUAUGCUUAAAUGCCAUCAUUUGUGAUCAUGUGUAUGGGCUUCCAACCAUCAUCAUUAGAGCUUCUGGAAUGUACAUCUUAUCACGCCUGGCUUUACUGUUUGCCUUGCAGCAAGACAAGCUUUCCUGGCAGUGCAGCACACACAAUAACAAUGGCAGGAAAUUUCUUGAAAGGCAUUCCAGUUCUUCAACCUUUCCUUGAACAAAUGCUAUAAACCCAAACCAAAAUAGCUCUGUUCAUUUUUAAUCAAAGAACUGAGCUUAUACCAUUGUAUUUUGCACAGGUAUUGACUGCCUUUUGGGAAGAUUUGUGUGGUAUAACUUUUGACUUUAGUCGUUGUGGCUCCUGGCAAUCUACAGUGUAUCUAUCUAUACUUAAGUAUAUGGAGAGAAUUAAAAAAAAUAGAUGCUAAAGGAAAUGGCUAUGUAAAUGCCUGGAAAAAAAGAUGAGUGUCUCCCCACUUAGAUUCCAUCCUCUUGAGCUUGUUGGGACUAAUUUUGGAAUAGAUGUGCACAAGAUUCUCAUGCUGGCUUGGAAUUGUAUAUUUGGAGGGCAUCAUGUUAGGAAACAGUUUAUUAUAAUAAUACAAAGCACAGUUAUUUAUUCUCAAAAGGAUCAGAGUCAAGCUUAGUAAGAUCCUAUUCCCUUAAAUGGGUUUCAAACCACCAAUAGGAAAUGGAGGUCCAGCCAUUACAUUGUAGCUUUAUCUGGUCCUCUGAAAAUCUGAGAAGAUUCAGUGAUUGAUUACUUUAGAUGCAGAAAUCCUAGGGUUCAGUCACUGCCAUAUCAGCUGAAAUACUAGAUAGCAGAAUAGGGAAAAUUCCGGGGCUGAUACCUUGAUGAUCCAAUUUGAGUUAGAGCAGACAAUGUUGGUCUCAAUAAACAUACACUCGAAAGGAGUGUAAAAUAGCUUCCUCUGAUCCUGAGCUGCUAUCAUUCAUUAACACAACAGUUCUAUAUGAUGAUGAAAUUAUGCUGUAUAAUAUGGAAAUUAUGGUAAUAUAUUGUGGAAAAGAACAUGAUCAUUGGCUGCUACUCAUAACUGCUGCAUAUUACCUCCAGCAGUGAAGGCAAUUCCCCAGUUUUUGGAAAAGACAGGCCAGAGGAUGCUAUUACGCCCAUGUCUUCGUAGGAGGCCAGGAUGGAAAAAGAAUACUAAGUUAGAUAAUCCUCUCAUGUUACUAACAGAGCUGAAGUUCCCUUAUAGCUAUAAUCCUGUCACUUUUGUUCAUUUAUUCUAUUAAAUUUGACUGCUUUUAUGCUCUUAAUAAUUAAAGAGAUUUUUAAAAAUCGAGCCAUUUUAGCAACCUCUGUGUCAAUCAAUGUUAUUCUUCAGAUGAACCAGACUUUUAGGAUUCAUUUGUAAAGAUGCAGUUAUCUAGAAGGGUUCUUCUUGAAAGCAGCAGAGGGAAAUUUUAUAUUAAGGAGCUAAAAUCUGGCUUGUUUUAUUGUAAUUUGAAGGUUAUGCAACAACAAUAAAUGUUAUUGAAAUUGGUGGGAUUGGCCCCUAAACUGAGAAACAAGAUGGGGGUAGGAUUCCUAAUCCCCCUGCUUUUUUUUCCUGCUGAUCCUGAUCCAGUUUAACAGCAGACACGCAAUGGAGUCCUUCAGAUAUGUCAUAGAUAUAAAUGGUGCAUUUUGUAUCUGGAAAAGGAAUCAUUCCCAAUCAUAAGGGAGAUCCUGAUUGUUUUAUUCAAAUCUCAGCAUGUCAGGUUAGUGGGGACUUGGGCAAAAUGACCACAGGGACUCUCAUAUUCCUAAGUAUUACACUGCCAAUUUCUAUUCCCUUCUGUCCCAAAUUUUCUUCCCCAAAUAUUAUUUCUUUUUUUAGCUUGUAAUUUUUUUUCUGUAAAACUAUAGUCAUGACCAGAUUCUUAACUUCUCUAGAAGGUAUCUGGGAAAGAACAGCUUCUUAAGAAGA